Messenger RNA from Neurospora tetrasperma FGSC 2508, 2110 nucleotides. RefSeq lists its product as uncharacterized. Bases 1 to 1878 code for a protein of 625 amino acids. Gene Ontology annotation, biological process: carnitine metabolic process. Gene Ontology annotation, cellular component: mitochondrion; peroxisome. Lineage: Eukaryota; Fungi; Ascomycota; Sordariomycetes; Sordariales; Sordariaceae. The transcript is spliced from 4 exons. Gene Ontology annotation, molecular function: carnitine O-acetyltransferase activity. The record is from RefSeq and is a predicted model, not a curated record.
AUGGGACAACCAACCUCCGCUGCUAUUACCCCUCUUAGAAUCUCCGCCAUGGCGCAAACAAGGAAGAACAGCUCCCUCCCCGCCGGCUAUGUCGAGGACAAGUCCAAAGGCCCCAUGCUCCGCUUCCAGGAGUCUCUCCCCCGUCUUCCCGUCCCUACCCUCGAGGAGACGGCUGCCCGCUACUACCAGUCUUUGAAGCCCCUUCUCAGUCCCCAGGAGCUCGAGAACAGUAAGAAGGCCAUUGACGCCUUCAUUGCCCCCAAUGGCCCUGGUCGCAAGCUCCAGGAGAAGCUCGUAGCCCGUCGCGAAGACCCCAAGCACAAGAACUGGCUCUACGAGUGGUGGAAUGAUGCGGCCUACCUCUCCUACCGCGACCCCGUUGUCCCCUACGUCAGCUACUUCUACUCUCACCGCGAUGACCGCCGCCGCCGCGACCCUGCCAAGCGCGCUGCUGCCAUCACCACUGCUGCUCUCGAGUUUAAGAAGAUGGUCGACCAGGGCACUCUCGAGCCCGAGUACAUGAAGAAGCUCCCCAUCUGCAUGGACUCCUACAAGUGGAUGUUCAACGCCAGCCGCGUUGCUGCCAAGCCCGCCGAUUACCCCGUCAAGUUCAGCGCCGACGAGCACAAGUACAUCCUCGCCAUCCGCAAGAACCAGUUCUACAAGAUCUACCAUGAGGUUGGUGGCAAGCAGCUCAACACCGCUGAGCUCGAGCAGGCCUUCAAGCGCGUCUACGAGCUCGCCGCCUCGCGCGCCCCCGCUGUCGGUGCUCUCACCUCCGAAAACCGCGACGUCUGGACCGACGCCCGCGCUACUCUCCUCUCCGCCGACCCCAAGAACGCCAAGGCUCUCGAGGCCAUUGAGGCUUCUUCCUUCGUCGUCUGCCUUGACGAUGCCGCCCCCGUCACCCUCGAGGAGCGCGCCCACCAGUACUGGCACGGUGACGGCCAGAACCGCUGGUACGACAAGCCUCUCCAGUUCAUCGUCAACGACAACGGCACCUCGGGUUUCAUGGGCGAGCACAGCAUGAUGGACGGCACGCCCACUCACCGCCUCAACGACUUCGUCAACGACGUCAUCUUCAACAACAAGCUCGACUUCUCUGACCCUUCGGUGCGCUCCAACCUGCCCGAGCCCGAAGCCGUCAAGUUCAACGUCACCAAAGAGGUCCAGGCCGAGAUCGACCGGGCCAUUACUGACUUCAACAACGUCAUCGGCCAGCACCAGCUCGCGGUGCAGGCCUUCCAGGGCUACGGCAAGGGCUUGAUCAAGAAGUUCAAGUGCUCCCCCGACGCCUACGUGCAGAUGAUCAUCCAGCUGGCCUACUACAAGAUGUACGGCAAGAACCGUCCGACCUACGAGUCGGCCGCCACCCGCCGCUUCCAGCAGGGUCGCACCGAGACGUGCCGCUCCGUCAGCGAGGCCAGCGUGGCCUUUUGCAAGGCCGCCAACGACGCGAGCGUCGACGACAAGACCAAGGUCGAGCUCUUCCGCAAGGCCAUUGACUCCCACCUCGAGUACAUCUCGGCCGCCUCGGACGGCAAGGGCGUCGACCGCCACCUGUUUGGCCUCAAGCGCCUGCUCGAGCCCAAUCAGGAGGUUCCCGCUCUGUACCAGGACCCCGCCUACGGCUACUCGAGUUCGUGGUAUUUGUCUACUUCUCAGCUGAGCUCCGAGUUCUUCAACGGAUACGGAUGGAGCCAGGUUAUCGACCAGGGAUUCGGUAUUGCUUAUAUGAUCAACGAGAACAGCCUCAACUUCAACAUCGUCUCCAAGGGCCUCGGCUCCGACAGGAUGAGCUACUACCUCAACGAGGCCGCCAACGACCUCCGCGAUCUCCUUAUCCCCACUCUGGAGGCUCCCAAGUCCAAGCUCUAAGCUAUAAGCUGUAGGCUUUGGGCUAGGGCAUGGGAAGUUGAGAAACGUGAAAAGAAGAGGAAGGAAAGGAAAUGAAAGGCAUGACAUGAGUUUUGGAUAAGGAAAAAGAUACAUAGAAUCCGGAAGGCGGAUACAAGGGAAGAAGAAGCAGAAGAACAAGGAAGAACAGUAGCAUGCAUGUUGUACCAGUCCAUUUUAGCUAUAUAUCAUGAUGUCUCUUUUUUUUUUUUGU